GGCCAAGGCUUUUCGUGGAAAAAAGGUCCAUGGAGAAUAUGACAUAAAGGUUGAACAGGCAGAAUUUUCAGAAAUCAACUUGAUAGCCCAUGCUGAUGGCAAUUACGCAGUAGAUAUCCAAGUAUUUCGAAAUGGGACUAAAGUUGUCAGGUCAUUCAGGCCUGAUUUUGUCCUUGUUCGACAACAUUCGUUCAGUAUGGCAGAAAAUGAAGAUUUCCGUAACUUGAUCAUUGGAAUGCAGUACGCAGGCAUCCCUAGCGUCAACUCUCUGGAAUCAAUCUAUAACUUCUGUGACAAACCAUGGGUGUUUGCCCAGCUGGUAUCUGUCUACAAAACUUUGGGUCCGGAGAAGUUCCCUUUAAUUGAGCAAACGUUCUAUCCAAAUCACAAGGAAAUGCUAACAAUGCCAACAUUCCCUGUUGUUGUGAAGAUUGGACAUGCUCAUUCAGGCAUGGGAAAGAUCAAGGUAGACAACCACUACGAUUUUCAGGACAUAGCCAGCGUGGUAGCACUUACUCAGACCUACGCCACUACUGAACCCUUCAUAGACUCCAAAUAUGACAUCAGGAUCCAAAAGAUAGGCAGUAACUACAAAGCAUACAUGAGAACUUCCAUAUCUGGAAACUGGAAGACAAACACAGGCUCUGCAAUGUUGGAACAAAUUGCUAUGUCAGAUAAGUACAAGCUUUGGGUUGACACCUGUUCUGAAAUAUUUGGUGGUUUGGACAUCUGUGCUGUUAAAGCUGUACAUGGAAAGGAUGGAAAAGAUUAUAUUUUUGAGGUAAGCAAUCCCACUCUUUUCAAUAUAUUCUUUUACAUAUUACAAACACCCAA
This is a messenger RNA of Cariama cristata (Red-legged seriema), 834 nucleotides long. It is a transcript of the gene SYN2, whose product is annotated as synapsin II. The transcript is spliced from 8 exons. Gene Ontology annotation, cellular component: synaptic vesicle; synaptic vesicle membrane. Gene Ontology annotation, biological process: neurotransmitter secretion. Lineage: Eukaryota; Metazoa; Chordata; Aves; Cariamiformes; Cariamidae. The record is from RefSeq and is a predicted model, not a curated record. Gene Ontology annotation, molecular function: ATP binding. The annotation marks the transcript as partial.